AUGGAGAGUGAGUCUCCCUCACAGCUGGUCUUGGCUCCUCCCUCACAGCUGGUCUUGGCCCCUCCCUCACAGCUGGUCUUGGCUCCUCCCUCACAGCUGGUCUUGGCCCCUCCCUCAGUGGGAGGGGCCACAGACCUGUCCAAUGGGGGUCUUCCCAAUGCUGAGGAGUGCUCGAGCAAAGUGACCCCCGAGUUUCUGGCUGCGAUCGACAACGAGGAGACACUGGACCAGAUGGGGAGAGGCGGGCGAGAGGCGGCCGAGAGGCGGGCGGGAGGCGGGGGGGAGGCGGGCGGGAGGCGGGGGGGAGGCGGGCGAGAGGCGGGCGGGAGGCGGGCGAGAGGCGGGGGGAGAGGCGGGGGUGGAGGCGGGGGGGAGAGGCGGGGGUGGAGGCGGGGGAGAGGCGGGGGAGAGGCGGGGGGGAGGCGGGGGAGAGGCGGGGGAGAGGCGGGGGGGGGAGGCGGGGGAGAGGCGGGGGGGAGGCAGGGGGGAGGCAAGCGAGAGGCGGGCGAGAGGGGGGGGGGGCGAGAGGCGGGCGAGAGGCGGGCGAGAGGCGGGCGAGAGGCGGGCGAGAGGCGGGCGAGAGGCGGGGGGGGGAGGCGGGCGGGAGGCGGGCGGGAGGCGGGGGGGGGGGGGGGGGGGAGGCGGGCGAGAGGCGGGCGAGAGGCGGGGGGGGAGGCGGGGGAGAGGCAGGGGGGGAGGCAAGCGAGAGGCAGGGGAGAGGCAGGGGAGAGGCAGGGGAGAGGCGGGCGAGAGGCAGGGGGGGAGGCAAGGGCGAGAGGCAGGGGAGAGGCGGGCGAGAGGGGGGGCGAGAGGCGGGCGAGAGGCGGGCGAGAGGGGGGCGGGAGGCGGGCGGGAGGCGGGGGGGAGAGGCGGGGGGGAGGCGGGGGAGAGGCGGGGGAGAGGCAGGGGGGAGGCAGGGGGGAGGCAAGCGAGAGGCAGGGGGCAGAGGGGGGGCGAGGAGGGAGGGGGGGAGGGCGGGGGGGAGGCGGGGGGGGGGGGGGGGAGGCGGGCGAGAGGCGGGCGAGAGGCGGGGGGAGAGGCGGGGGGUGGAGGCGGGGUAGAGGGGGGGGGAGAGGCGGGGGGGAGGGGGGGGGGAGGCGGGGGAGAGGCGGGGGGGAGGCGGGGGAGGGGGAGGCAAGCGAGAGGCAGGCGAGAGGCAGGGGAGAGGCGGGGGGGGAGGCGGGGGGGGAGGGGGGGGAGAGGCGGGGGGAGGCAGGGGAGAGGCGGGGGGAGGCGGGGCUCGACGGGUCUAAAGACUUUGAGGAGCGGAGGAUGAUCCGAGCGGCGAUGAGGGACCUGAGGAAGAGGAAGAGAGACCAGAGGGAGAAGGAGCGGGAAGUCCGUCUGCAGGAGCAGCGCCAGCAAAGGGACCAGAGGGACCACAGGGACCACAGGACGGCCUCCAGACCUGGGACUGAGGAGGUGGUCAUUAAGAAGCUGGAGUCUGCUGAUGGAAGCACACUGAGCCAAGUCACCAAGACCAACACAUUCUCACAGUCUGAUGGAAGUAGAUCCACUCUGAGCACCGUGACCAGCUACGUCCACAAGACAGACAGAGGAACAGUUCAGUCCAAAUCCUUCAGCUUCUCCUCCUCCACCUCCUCCUCCACCUCCUCCAACACCAAAGUGGGGAGUGUGUUUGAGAGGGAGGACAGCAGUGUGUCCAGGAGCAGUGUUGUUGCUGCAGAGAAGAAGAAGGAGGUGCAGAGGAGUCAGACCAUGACCUCAUCCUCUCUUCAGGCUCGAAAGGCUCUGAUGGAGCGACUGGACAGCUCCGGGGGUCCAGCUGUGGUGAAGAUCAACAGGGUCCAAAGGUCCACCAGUUUUGGGGUCCCCAACGCCAACACCAUAAAACAGAUGCUUCUGGACUGGUGCAGGGCAAAGACCAGAGGGUACCAGCAUGUGGAGAUCCAGAACUUCUCGUCGAGCUGGAGCAGUGGGAUGGCGUUCUGUGCUCUCGUUCACCACUUCUUCCCGGAGGCGUUCGACUACAGCGCCCUGCAGCCGUCAGAGCGAAGACACAACUUUGAACUGGCCUUCAGCACCGCAGAGUGA
Knipowitschia caucasica is the source of this 2055-nucleotide messenger RNA. NCBI's taxonomy places the organism in Eukaryota, Metazoa, Chordata, Actinopteri, Gobiiformes, Gobiidae. The record is from the annotation of a GenBank genome assembly.